AUGUGCUGGGGGGUGCAUGAGCAGGACUUGAAUAUCAAUGACCGGAUAUCGACGGCCCCGAAGCAGAGAAUAAGCGUGUACUGCAUAGCGGAGAGCCUGGAUCGCAAGAUGCUGGAGAAGAAACUGGAGGCCAGGGGGCCCAGGUGGCUUGUCAGCAGAUAUCCUGAUGUCCUGUAUGGCCAGUACUCCUCUCUGGAGUCAGAACAACCGACAGGGGACAUCUUCUAUUUUGACUACGGCUGUGUCUCCUUCUGGAAUCUCACACCCAAGCAGGAGCAAGAUGUGCUCAAAAACCUGGUGGUGCCGUGCGAAGUGGACCCCUUGCCAGUCAGGGAGGUAGAAAUCGACGAGUUUGAUGUCAAGUACACAGCCAACGAGGGAGGUGGCCACAUCCAGAACGACACCAUCACUCUCAAUUACAGGCUAUCUGGUGAUCACUCCAUCAAGCUGUCCAUUUCGUACGCGCUGUCGCAGUCGACAAAGCUCUGUGUUUUCGAGGAGCGGGUGCUCGAGAUUGUAGCCUCCACCAAGGACCUACCUGAGUCCCUGGCUUCCACCGGCAAGGUCACCAUGUCCAGGAAAGCCAUCGCCCAGCUGAUCGGCAAGGUAUUCAUCCAGCGCGCGGCGGUGAAUUUGCUGAGCACGGUUCUGGACACGCCGGAGUUCUUCUGGAGCGCGCCGGACAUCAUGCAGACGCUGUACAAACGCAUCUGCGAGUACAUGGAGCUCGAUGACCGCGUUGAAGUCCUCAACAACCGCUUCUCGGUGCUGGGAGAAAUGCUCGACAUGUUGCGAACCCACCAGAACAACAGCCACACUGCGCGGCUGGAGUGGAUUGUGAUCUGGCUCAUUGUCAUUGAGAUCGUGAUUGGCGUCUUUGAGUGCGCCUCCAUCCUCGGGUGGAUUGGACACCCUGUGUAGCCGGCAGCCGUGCCUUGCAGUGAUAACCUCCGAGACAUGGAGCAUGCAAGACACUGCCUUUAAGCCCUGCAUGCUUUCAUGCUGCUUGCCACUUGGAUGGUGGGUAGGCAGUGUAAUGUCCAUUAUCUGCUGCAGCGCCGGCCACAGCCUUAGUAGCGUGAAUAAUCGUUGUUUUGACUCCCUUAUGGGUCAAGGCCUUAUUUAGCUGGAGCAGCUUUGAGACUCCUUGGCCUAGUGUCAUGAUCUAUUUGAUUACCAUAUGUAAUGUAUGAGUAAAUUGUGGUCUUGCGCC
Molecule: messenger RNA, 1213 nt
Organism: Coccomyxa subellipsoidea C-169
Lineage: Eukaryota; Viridiplantae; Chlorophyta; Trebouxiophyceae; Coccomyxaceae
Product: DUF155-domain-containing protein
Exons: 6
Coding region: 1-921 (306 amino acids)
Source: RefSeq, a predicted model, not a curated record